UACAUAUUUUUCACAGUUUAAAUUUUCAGUGUUAAAAAAUUCAGCAUAUAAAAAAUUUCAACUUUUCAAAAUUCGAAUGCAAUAAUUUCAGUGUCCUCCAAUUCAACUUGCUCAAAUUCGCUGUCUCAAAUUCAACGUCUAAAAAUUCGCUGUAAAAAUGGCGAGGUUACUUCAGGUCACAGACAUUAGCAAUGGAUGUCAGAUUCCAGGACCCAGCUAAUCACGUGACACAACCGUCAUAUUGAAGAAAUACCAGCGUCACCGAGGCUGGCGACCAUGGAGGCGAACGCAAACCCAACGGUGAGUUUAAUGCUUUCAUGUUUCUGUAGUAUAUUUUAUUUUGCGCAUGAAGUUUGAUACAUUACCUUAAAUCUUGAUUUAAAACACGGUUUUGGGUCGUUGUUAAUCUUACACCAUGUAGUGCUGGCAUAUUACCUCUCGCUACCUCCUAGCCCCCCCAGCCCCUCCCCGCUGCCCCUCACCCAAUUUACCCCGUUUUAUUUCAAAAAGAAAUACCACUUGCGUCAAGUCUAGAAUCUUGAAAGAGAACUGAUGGGUGGCGACUUUCUGGGUUGUUUGAUGUUGUCUUAGGUGAGACUGAGACAGGCAGUCUUAGUAAAGUGUAAUUUUUCAGGAGAUGCUACCGCUAAUGUACUAAGCUAAUAUGGCUGCUGCCUUGUGUGCUUCAAGGAGGGGCUGUGAACACUUCCGACAUUAAUUAUAACCACAAACCCAUUCUGUUCAGCUACUGUAUUGUUCAGGUGACUUCAUUUAUGAAUGAAUUAAGACAUUUAUUGUCAUUACAACAUCAUCCAAAAUACUGCUUCUCUUAUCUGACAAAUGUUGAUAUACAAUAUUAAUUUACAUUCUUUUUACCUUGCGGUAUAAAACCUCGUUCUGUUACUUAGCAACACUAUAAACAACUCCCUUUGUUUUUUCAAUUGAUUUUAACUCAUUUUCAAGAAAAAUAUAUGCUUGUAAGUACAUCUGUUAACUUAUUUUAGACUAAAUAUCAUAAUUUAAUUUAUAUUACUGUGAUUUCCCAAUACUGACCUACUGAUUUCAAAAUACUUUUUUAUUUUACUGACAAUUUUUUUGACAUGUUUUUUUUUUUCUCUCUUUUCAAGGAACUUUUGCUGGAUCACAUUUUUGAUAGACUCCGUGAUCGUUUGGAGCAUGUUCUUGAACGUAUGCCCCUGGAUCUGGAUUUCCUGGACUUUAUCUGCACUCAAGAACUAGUUUUUUUAAAUGCCAUGUCUUGUCAGAUAGAUGUUCCUUCAAAUAUUUUGGACGCGCUGGCUCAUUUGCACAGACUAAUUAAUUUAGAAAAACAAAGUGAAGAACAACAAACAACUGUUGUGCAUAUUGAGCAAGGACCAGCUGGGCGACAACGGAUGGUCAUAUCCUCAGACUACCUUUGCAGUCUUUUAGAACUCCAUCUCCCUGUCCCAUGCAUCGCCAAACUCUUGGGUAUAUCUAGACGGACUGUAUAUCGACGGAUGGCAGAAUCUGGUCUUUCAGUGAGGGCAUUAUACACCACCAUGUCAGAUGAUGACUUAGACCAAUGUGUGAGAGACAUUAAAUCCAGGCAGCCUCACUCUGGGUACCGAAUGGUAAAGGCCCUUCUGCAAGCCAGAGGACUGAGGGUGCAGUAUGAUAGAGUCAGAGCGUCCAUGCAUCGUGUAGACACCAUUGGAAUGGCAUCACGUAUGGUCCAGCUAGGAUGCAUAGCUCGACGGACGUACUCAGUUCCUGGCCCUCAGUCUUUGAUGCACAUUGACACCAACCACAAAUUAAUACGGUACAACAUUGUUAUCUUUGGUGGCAUUGAUGGUUUUUCUCGAAAGAUAAUGUAUCUUGGUACAGCUCCCAACAACCUGGCAUCUACCACACUCGCUUUCUUUCAAGGUUCAGUGGAGGAGUUUGGUUUCCCCCUCAGGGUACGUGCUGAUCAAGGGGUGGAAAAUGUGGACGUGGCACGACUUAUGUUUAUGAUUCGUGGAACAGGAAGAAGCAGUUUCAUAUCUGGAAAAAGUGUGCACAAUCAAAGGAUUGAGCGACUGUGGAGAGAUCUGUGGACAGCUGUAACGUGCAUCUAUUAUGAUGUGCUACACUACCUUGAAGAAGAGGGAUACCUGGACAUUUCAAAUGAAGCACACCUCUUCUGUUGCCAUUAUGUCUUCCUGCCACGUCUGCAGGAUGAUCUGGAUACUUUCCGCAGUGGCUGGGACAAUCACCCACUUCGAACUGAAAGCAACAUGACUCCUAACCAGCUCUGGGUUCUUGGUCGUACACAUCAUCCAAUUCCUGAACCCCACGGUGCCUUGACAGAGGGUGUACAGAUUCCCGAAAUUGAAUGGGAGGACAGCGGGCUUUCUCUUCACGAAGAGUCAAAUGUCACAGUACCAAACUCUAAUUUGCAACUGACUGACGAACAAAUGGCAGCCUUAAGAAAUGCAGUAAACCCAAAAGCCACAUCACUGUCAUCUGGAUGUGACAUUUAUAUUGCUGCAAUUCAGUUUUGCGAGCAGUUUUUUACUAUGUGAAAGUUAUCCAUUUUACGGAAGCGUAUUGCUAUCACGCAGGGAAAAAAAUUCGAGCUAUCACAUUGAGACGUGAUAGUUAUCUUAAAACGUGAUAAUUUUAUGUCCAGGAAGUGGCGGUAUUAUGCUAGGCUAGUACAGUGGCUAACAGGACUUGGUCAAGUUUCCCUUCAUAAUAGCAUAAUACCGCCACUUCCUGGACAUAAAAUUAUCACGUUUAUACAAGAUGCGUAUUAUGUUUUAACAAGAUAACUAUCACGUUUUAAUAAGAUACGUAUGACGUUAUAACGUGAUAACGCUCGAUUUUUUCCCCCUGAAUUAUAGCAAUAAGCUUCCGUACCAGUUUCAAAAUUCACCAUUUAUGAAAGGUAAAGCAAAAUGCUGAUCAUGUUACCACAAAGGUGAAUUUUAGUGUCUUUAUGUUUAAGAACAUGUUUAAGAACUAAAAUGUUCUAAAUUUGUAAUUUGAUUGUUUUUUCUUUACUCAAAAGGAACCUAGUAGGUACAUUUGUACAUUGUUCUAGGACUUUAAAUUUCUUGCAUUAUAAGAAUCAGAAAAAGCUUUGUUUGUCUUAUGCAAUUUAUUUUCUAAUACUUCAAGCAUAUAUGAACUCAUCUAAGUACAAUCAAUAAAAUUUUGCAUAAAAAAC
Molecule: messenger RNA, 3193 nt
Organism: Xiphophorus hellerii (green swordtail)
Lineage: Eukaryota; Metazoa; Chordata; Actinopteri; Cyprinodontiformes; Poeciliidae
Exons: 6
Coding region: 1101-2546 (481 amino acids)
Biological process (GO): DNA integration
Source: RefSeq, a predicted model, not a curated record